Messenger RNA from Metschnikowia bicuspidata var. bicuspidata NRRL YB-4993, 3540 nucleotides. RefSeq lists its product as uncharacterized. Gene Ontology annotation, biological process: ribosome biogenesis. The transcript has a single exon. The coding region runs from base 30 to 3452 and encodes 1140 amino acids. The record is from RefSeq and is a predicted model, not a curated record. Gene Ontology annotation, cellular component: nucleolus. NCBI's taxonomy places the organism in Eukaryota, Fungi, Ascomycota, Pichiomycetes, Serinales, Metschnikowiaceae.
UUUGAACACACCAUUCCCCACACACCCAAAUGGAGGAAUUCACCAGUGCCGAGGGUGUCACCAGGCUUCUUAGAAAUAAGAACACGUCGCCUGAAACGGCCGUGGCCGUGGCCCGCCGUCUCCUCGGGUGCGAGUACUCGCUUUAUCUUCCAAAUCAAGCCAUGUUCGUGUUUGAUUUGAUUUGCGAUAGAGUGUCGGAUUUUUCAGGCAAAAACUUCAUGUGCUGGAAGUUCUGUCCUGAAUUAUGGCUGCUUUGGGCCGAGGUCUGGCAUGCUUUGGGCUCCGAGCCCUUGAGUCGAGAAAUCAGAACAAAAUCCUUUCGCAAAGUGAAAUUGAUGCUGGUGGCCAUAGCUGUCAUUGACGACGCGUCUUCAAAAAUCGAGCCGGAGCAGCCUUUGGCCCCAGAGUCUGAUUCUCUUCUCAGAAAUUUGUUUCAAUGCUUGAACAUUUUCCUGACUUCGGGGUACAUUGAGGUGGAGGAAUUCUCUGCUAUGGGCCUCUUGAAAAGUUACUCGUUCUUGCUUCUAGGCAUGGACCUGAUCACCAUUUCUGCCUUCCCAAUUGAUGAGUGGUCGAUGCUCUUGAACCGCAUCUACCAACUCCCACACCAGGUUGUCACAUACAAACCUUCGAAAAAGAGCAUGGCAAAGUACUUCAAGGAAGUGCUCCCCGUUCACCUUACUCUUUUCGGCCACCGUAAAAACUCGCUUCCUUUGGAUACAUAUGAAAUCUUACACAAGAUCUUUUUGUCGGUCUUGUUUGAACUUGAGCGCACCGUUUUGCCCGCACAAGUCGCAUCUGCCAUGGAGUCUCCACCAGACUUUUUGGAUGAACGAGGAGUGCUGUUUCUUUUCCAAGAGGUCAUCGUGAACUUGGCCUCGACAGACAUUGCUGCGUGCGAGGCCAUAUACGUCAAGCUAACCGCAGGGAAAUUUUUCUCAAUGGCUGAGAGUUUGAUCACGGUGCUCUCCAAUGUGAACAAGACGCUAUCUUCCACCUUUUUCUCGGAGAUCUACGCCAAAGAACUCGCACAGCCGCUGCCAAACUGGACACUUCUCUCUCGCCUCUUACAGCUAGACCCAGACUUGACGGCCUCCAAAUGGAAGGAAGUCGUCAGCCGCUCCGCAAAGGAACCUAAGCCAAGCCUCAUGGUCAUAGCCGAGAACAUUGCCCUGGGUUUUGUUCGGGCAAGAGACUUCCCGCUUUUUGCCAGUGAAGUCUAUCCCUUUGCUUUGACGGUCUCUGACUACUGGUCGUCGCCUGAAAUUCUUCAGAAGCUAACGCCGAAAGUGAACGAAAUGUCGGGAAACCAAAUUGCAAAGCUUAACCAACAAUUUCUAGAAUCCAAGUCGUUGAAGCCUUUGUCGCUUUUGGUCCAAGGUCUCUUAUCAUGUCCUCUUGCCAAGCAGAAAGCGUCGCAGGCUUUGUUUGCAGACUACUCUUUCUGCCACGCCGGAUGGUCGGAAAUUGCAUAUUACCUACUUUGCAUUUACGGGGAAUCGCUUCUUGAGACUCUGCCAGAGAUCUGCAAGCGAACGCUCGGUCAAAAGCUUAUUCCUGCCUCAAAGACGGACUUUGACUUGCUCUUUAGAAUCGCUGAAUUGACGGGUGAUGUCACGCAUGUUGACACCAAACAAGUGUUACAGUACAUCAAAAGCAUGACCAAAGACUCGAUAAUUCCUUUUGCUGAAAGAUGGAUUGUUAUCAUGGGCCUUUUUCCGGGUUCUUACACUGAGUGGUUCAAAAAGGCGUUCAAGAAAUUGGAAGCACAAUCUGUCUUGAACUACAUCCAAAGACGCCAAUAUAUACUAUGCGAGCUCCCCCUUUUUCUUUCUGAGCUCCUGGUAUACAUCCAGGAAUCUAAACCUCCAUGUGUGUAUGACCUCAUGUCAAUAUUUCCUCCGAUGGUGGUGCGGAGAUUCUUUGGUAAACUGUUGUCUCAAAUGGUUGCAGAUGCCCUUGAGCAUCCCAAAAAGACCAUUAUUAGAAGCACGCUAAAGCAUAUUUUCCAGGAGCCUGCGCUAAACACCCACCUUGAAAAAGAUUUUGAGGAACUUCACAAAUUCGUUUCUAAGACCACUGAAGAUACCCUCCCAGAUACUAUUGCUAUAGCAGAGAGAAUUUGGCUUGCGCACAUUACCACCAUCAAAAGCCCCCAGUCAAAGGCUUUUGUUGAGAAUGGCGCUAAGAAACUCCGGGAAUCCCUCAAAAAUCCACUGAAUGCUGAUUUGCUUUUGUCGAGCGUUAUCCUCUCAAUGGAAUCUGCAAAGGAAUUGGAGAACUUUGAAUCAUUUCUCGAAAAAUACGUUGCGAUUAUUUGCAAACGUAUAAAAAUGGGAAACAUGGAGCAACAGCUUUCUGCUCUCAAUAGGAUUUCUACCUUGACUCAGAGUGCAAGUGCCGAGAUCAAGAAAGCCAUUCGCAAAAUCGAGUCUGCAAAAGUCUCUGCCAAGUGCCAAGCUCAGCUUUUCUCAUUGAUAGCCAAAAUCAGCAACGCUGAAGACGCACACUUCAUUGCCGCAUUGUACUUGGCUCUUCGCCAAUCUCUUUCCAAGAACGUGAUAUACGCCACACUUCGUGAACACUUGAAUGCUAGUCUCAAAAGCUUUGUGAAAACACUACCAGAUGAUGUUUAUACUGACAUCUUUGCCAGUACAAUUACGUCUUUGAGGGACUCACAGACUGAAUACGUACCCCUGCUCGUGGAUUUGGGCAGUAUUUUGACACUUUGCUUGUGCAAGGAUUCUGAGUUCAAUCAUGCCAAACUCCUAGUCGCUUUUAUCCUGGCAUUUACAGAGCGCAAAGCAGACCUCGACGAUCCAGUCACCAUUCUUUUAUUUGUGAACACAAUUACAGACUCACUUUCUGAAAAGACCUGGGUAUUCAAGCAAUACACGGUGGAGCUUGUUCUCAGCACUGCCCACUCACUAUCACACGAGCUCGAUUAUGGUGCGGCGUCUGAGAAAGUGUAUAAUUCAGUUGUGAAGCUUGUGUCCUUCGUUGUUUUGUUCCACCGUCAUAGAUUCUCAUCCAGAUAUCACUUGAUCGUAAAGGUGGUUGCGGAUAUGAUGAUGCCGAUUUCCAACACUGGGGUUCUUCGCAGCUCUUCAGCUUCAGCAGCUGCAUACGCCAGACUUCUUACCUCUCUUUGUGAACCCCCAAGUCACGUCAACACCAAAGAAUCGGAUUCUUUAACUUCGCGUACCGCUAUUUUCAGAAAGGCUUUGCGGAAGCACGCCCACAUCCUAUUGGUGAACUAUAUUCACACAAGGUUGAAUCACCGAUUCUCGGGAAAUGUAAACGAUCAGAUGAUGCCCGGAAUCUACAGUUUAUUCUCGCUUCUCUCAAAAACAGAGCUUCUGUUGGUCAACCUGUGUCUCGAUAACCUGGGCAGGGCUUACUACCAAUCCAUUUACUCGACAUACAAAGAUCAUGGUAAAUGGAGAGAGUAGUGGGGGUCAAUUGUUGGGUUGAGUUUUGGCAUAAUAUGUAUCUUUCAAGUAUCUACAAUCAAUGUUAACGAAUUAAACGUGCUUCGAA